AUGUAUGCAUGUCAGUAUUCGACUAUCAAUAUGGUUCAACUGUUGAUUGAUUUGGGCGGUAAUGUAUCGGUAAAGGAUAAUGAUGGACAAACACUUCUACAUUAUGCAGCUCAGUCAAUGUUGAAUGCUGAUGUCACACUGUUUCUGUUGAUGACAUCAAGCAUUGAUCCUGAUGCCACAACUGUCGCUGGUUACACAGCUCUUGAUCUUUGUAUGCUGUCUGAUAUUGACGAAUGCAUAAUAAGCUUCAACGGCUAUGCACCACAUGUGUUAGAAUCGUUUCGUGACAAUACAGUUCCUUCCGCAUCAGAUAUGUUCGAGAUUAAGCUUGUCGCGGACAAAAUGUCAGCUCAACUGCUUAAUGAAAUCGUGCAAGAAAUCGGACAAAUGAAUGAUAGGUGA
Molecule: messenger RNA, 402 nt
Organism: Didymodactylos carnosus
Lineage: Eukaryota; Metazoa; Rotifera; Eurotatoria; Philodinida; Philodinidae
Source: the annotation of a GenBank genome assembly